AUGAAAGCUUUCAUCAAAUCAUUGGAUAAAAAGGCAUGGAGAUCAAUCUUAAGAGGUUGGACACCACCUACUGAAUCUGAUCAUCUCACAAAGGUAAAAUCUGAAAUCAACUGGAUUGAUGCUGAAGAUAAAUUAAUUCUUCCUGACAAGUUUCAAACUAAGCUCACUGCUAUUGAGGAGCCAAAUAAUCUUGACACAAUGAAAGUAGUGGAGUUGAUGGGUUCACUACGAACUUUUGAACUAAAUCAACAAAUCCGUCAAAAGGAAAAAUUGAAUGCUCUCAAAGAGAAAUCAAUUGCUUUCAAAUCAUCAAAGGAGAAAGACUUAGAUGAAAAUGAUGGUGAUUACUUCUCUAAACAUUCUGAUAAUAGCAAUAAAAGAGGUGUGAAAUGUAGGGAAUGUGAAGGAUUUGGUCAUAUUCAAUAUGAAUGUGCCAAUACACUGAAGAAGAACGAAAAGGUAAUGACAACUACUUGGAGUGAUCAGAACUCUGAAAGUAGCGAUGAAGAAGAUAACUCAAACCUUGUUGUAACUACUGUUGUUUCUGGAUUAACUUUAAAUUCACAGCAAUUAUCAAAUGAAAUUGAUCACAUGGUCAAAGGUAUAAAAAUGCUUCACCCAAAUUCUAGGAUUUUGGAUGAUGUAAUUGAUGCAGGUCCAAAAACAGGAAAUAUUGUUAGAAAAGGUACCAUAAAUCUUGAUGGGUUACCGAAAUUGAGAAAUGUUUUUCUUGUAGAAGGACUUAAGGCUAAGUUUAUUAGCAUAAGUCAAAUUCGUGACAAAGGCUUCACAGUAAAUCUUUAUCGUGAUGAUUGCAAUGAUGUUGAUCAAAAUGGUUUAGUUUGUGGGUUACCCAAAUUGGGUAAAGAAUCUGCAGGUAAAUGUGAAUCGAGCCAGUUGGAUUGA
Messenger RNA from Humulus lupulus (European hop), 906 nucleotides. RefSeq lists its product as uncharacterized. Gene Ontology annotation, molecular function: zinc ion binding; nucleic acid binding. Lineage: Eukaryota; Viridiplantae; Streptophyta; Magnoliopsida; Rosales; Cannabaceae. Bases 1 to 906 code for a protein of 301 amino acids. The record is from RefSeq and is a predicted model, not a curated record. The transcript is spliced from 6 exons.